AUGACGACCCAGUUGCUUGCCACGGAGCUCGCGAACCUCAUCUCAGAGAGCAAGCGAAAACAUACCGACCUCCGGCAGGCAGCCGAGAAAGCUCUCGAGGAGCUCAAAGCCAUCACCAACAAAGCAUCCAACGAGGGCCAAGCCAUAGCUGAACUCACGCAACGGCCCAACUUUGUCAACCCCUUCGUCAUUGCUUGCGGCACUAAGAAUACCAAGUUCACCGCCAUCGCCAUCGUCUGUCUCCAACGGCUCAUCCUUGUCCGGGCCUUACCCAGAGGAAAGCUCAGUCAUGUCCUUGAGGCCUUGAGGGAGGCCACGUCUGCUGGACUCGAUGUGCAGCUCAAAAUUCUGCAAAUUCUACCCACGCUGCUACAGAACUACGCUGGGGAUGUGAAGGGCGACUUACUGGUCACAGCCUUGAAUAUCUGCUUCAUCCUACAGACUAGCAAGAAUGCCAUCGUCAACAACACCUCAGCUGCGACGCUGCAGCAGCUUGUGGUCUCCGUAUUCGAUAAGGUGGUCACCGAAGAUCCAGGCGAGGCUCCUACAGCGGACGCAGACAUCCCGCUUCGCGAAGCAGCCCUUGAUGCAUAUAGAAUCUUCAAAGACCUGUGCCUCAUGACGGAAAACCAGCGACCUGAGUAUCUCAGGCUGUCUGCUUUGCCGCAGACCUUUGGCCUCGAGCUGAUAGAAUCUGUUCUGACGAACCAUGCGGCGAUCUUCGUCAGCCACCCGGAACAGGCGUUCAUUCUUCAGAGCCGGGUCAUGCCGUUCAUCAUCAGCGCCCUGAAGGACAGGCCAAACUUUGCGACCUCGGUGCGACUCGACACGGCUCUGUGGAAACGAGCUCUCUGUAUGGAGGUCUUCCGCGGCAUUUUCUCUGAACAUGCUCUCCUCCGCCGGAUCUUCAUGCUUUAUGAUGCCAGAGAAGGCGAGAAAAACAUCCUCCAGACGCUGACGGCAACCUUUGUCCGGAUAAGUACCGAAAAACCUGCGGUCAUCGGACUGGGCCAUCAGUCAACUUUGCCCGUGGCGAAUCCGUAUGCCCAUUCCGGCGCGACUGCUGACCAGGUCGUUCUGGAAACAGGUGGCGUCACCGGUAUCAUGAGCGGCUCGGGCGGAUCUGAAGGCUCCAACACCGGAAUCAGCUCUCAAUGGAGCAACAUGCGAGUCCCUUGCAUUGAUCAGCUGGACAAGACGGAGCCGCCAUCCAUCCCGGAGUCGUAUAUUUACAGUCUUACUUUGUCCUGCAUCUCGUCCUUCUCAGAAGGGCUGGCCAAGUUCAUCCUGCCCCUGACAGUUUCGGCAGAGGGGAGAAGCCGAAAGAGAAGCAUGAGGCAAGACAUCGGGCGAGAAUCCCCGGCACCAAAUGCAGAAGACUCUCCUCAUGCACUCGGUCCUCGAGGUCAUCUUGAGCGAGCUGGGUCUUUCAAGAGAAACCCAGUGCCUCGAAACCCCCUCACAUUGGAAGACCAUCCAUUAUACGCCGAAGUCAAGAUUUGUGCUGCGAUUGUAGACGAAUGCUGGCCCGCCAUUCUCGCAACCUGUUCGACGUUCCUCUACGCGGCGCUAGAUUCCGAAUACUACCACAGUCUGGUCAGGGCGUUCCAGAAGUUUGCCCAUGUUGCUGGCCUGCUUCAAUUGUCAACACCACGAGAUGCCUUUCUUACGACGCUCGGAAAGGCCGCGGUGCCUCCCAAUGUGUUCACUGCUUGCCUAAACGCCGGCAGCAACGCGCGUACCCCUAGUUUCGAUGCAUCAAGUACAUCCCACAACAGUAUUCUCAGCAACGCCAAGGGAUUGCUCAGUGUGGACAGUCUAGUCGGACAAGGCUCCUCGGCAGCGGAAAGAGGUCGUCAGCCCUCAGUUGACGCCAGCGGUGCCACUCUCACAACCCGAAAUUUGCUUUGCCUCCGGGCGCUGCUAAAUCUUGGCAUUGCUUUGGGCCCUACGUUGGGGCCAUCAUGGCGCAUCAUACUAGCAACACUUCAACAGGCCGACUUUGUGCUCUUCUCAACUCACAAGACACCGUCGAGGACACCAACCGCGAUUCGGGGUCAAGACAAUCAAGUCGAAGGAGAUUCCAACUCGCUAGUAGUCAACUUUGGCACAGAAACAAAGGCAGUUGAGACGGCAGCAUCACGUCUAAUUGAAAGCACGGUUGACUUCCCCAACGACGCAUUCAUACAGGUCGUCGAUGCGAUUUGCGCUCUCCUAAAUACGAAUGCCGAAGACAAAACAGAGGGAGGCAGUCGGCCCCAGUCGCCCACAGGCGGCGCUACUUUGAAGCCAACGAGCCAACAUCGAAAAGCAGCGGGCCCGUCGUCUGGUGCUUCGGCGCCCAAUCAACAAGACCAGUUCGCUUUGGCCAAACUUGGAGAUAUUGCCACCAUCAAUAUCGAGCGACUCUUGUCAUAUCCGCCUGAUGUGUCAGGCUGGAGCUCCCUCGUUUCUCAACUUGCCGAGACCUUGAAUUCCACGACUGCUAAUGCGCCGGUCCGCCUGAGAGCUGCGGAGAUUCUCGUGAACCUUGCGCUGGAAUCAGCCAACGUGGCUUUGACGCUCGAGCCCGAAGAGCGUGGUCCUGUCCAGCUACAAGUCCUCGAGUCGAUGCGAAAUGCCCUACGGCCACUUGAGAAGGAAGAUCGCGAUACUUCGGUGGCAAACCACGCAACAGAUGUUGAGAUACACAAAGUCAUUCUUGAGGGGUUGAAGAGCCUUCUGGAAAACUGCGGCGAGGCACUUGUUAGCGGGUGGGAAAUCGCCUUUGAGAUCAUCGGCUCUAUCUUUGUGAACCGAACGAUUGCACCAGACAACCGCAAGCGUUCGGAUUUACCGGCGGCCACACUCCUAACAAGAUCCCCGAAACUAGUUCGUUCAUCAUUCAGCUCGUUGCAGCUCAUUUGUUCCGACUUUCUUACAUCACUCCCAAACGACUGUUUUCUCAUUCUCGUUGAUACCCUUUACAAGUUCUCUUCGCAAUCUGACGAUCUCAACAUUGCUUUGACGACCGUGACAUUCUUCUGGGUUUUGUCGGAUCACCUCUCAGGAAAGAACAAGCCAAUGUCAAUUACGACGAGCCUCAUGGACGGCGCAGAAGUAUCGGACCUGGCCGCACUCGCAGGCAAUCCCAAGCACAAGUCGUCAAAUGCUGCCCUCUGGAUGCUUUUGUUACUUCGCCUCACUACUGUCACAGCAGACGAUCGUUUAGAGCUUCGUAACAGCGCCAUCCAGACCCUGCUCCGCAUCUUUGACGCCUACGGCGACAAUUUGAACCCAGAGGCAUGGUUCACCUGCGUCAAGUUUGUCAUUUUUAGGCUUCUGUCAUCAAUCGAAGACGAACUUCGUUCACCAAAGGCUAACGAGGGGGAUGAAGAGGAUCGGAAGGAAUGGCACGGAACAUCAGUCCUCGUGCUCAAUGGCAUUUCCGAGCUCUUAGCCUCGUACCUAAAUGUUCUCUCGAAGCAUCCAUCGUUCAACAACUUGUGGCAAGAGCUCCUUGCUCAUUUUACCACACUCUUGGACUUCAAGAUCUUAGACGUCAGCACCGCAACCUUCAAGGCACUCGGUCAGAUCCUCGCCCAGGGACAGCCCCACCACAAGUCGAGUUUCAGCAAAGGUACCGUCGACACGGCGUGGCAAUUAUGGUCGCGAGGCAUCCCUGUGGCGGCGGGAGACGACGGCACGAAGAACGACAAUCAAAACUGCCUGACCGCCUACGUAGGCGCGUUCCACGAUGUUUACCGAUUGGUCAGCGCAGACUUGACGGUCGAGCGGGUUCGCCAAAUGUUGACCUUGUUCCGAGAGGCGUUGCAACGGGCCACGGUGGGCGCGUACGUCAAUGAUGUUGAGUACACGACGCCUCUCCAGAAUCAGGUCCUGGAAGCCAUCAAGACAAUCCGGACGGACCUCGAAGGCGUACCAUCGGCCAUGAUCUCACAAGUCGCCGAGUUCGUGCGACUGCCAUUCAAUCGCGAUCCCGCGAGGGAAGGGGCAUCCAAGCGCACCUAUGUUGCCAUGUCCAAAGGCAGCAUGGCUGUCUUGCAAAGAUUGGUACUGAUCCAUGCUGGCGACGCCGAUGUGUAUGCCAGUGGGGCCUUUUCGGCAGCACUGUCGGCGCUGUCCAAAGCAAUCAUUCUCAAAUACCGAUUCCCCAUCGUCACGAAAUCUACCCAACCCUGGAGGCUCGCAACUGAUUCUACUUUGGCCGUCUUGGAAGGAACACUGCCCCAUCUACACACGCUCGACGUGCCGAGAGAAACCAUUCCUGACAUUUGGCGGCUGAUAGUUGAUGCUGCUGACGGCAUCAUCAGCGCCGACAGCGACACGGCGCCCGACAAGACGGAUAUUCUGGACGACGAGGCCUUUGACAUCAAGUCGUUCCGUAAACUGCGGGAGCUGAUUAUUCCCUCGCUCGGCGCAGAGGUCAUUCCCGACAAGACGCGCAAAGCCUAUGCAGAGAGCCUGUUCCGAACGUCGAUGAUUCACACCCCACCGCCGGGCGAUUCGGCGCUCGGUGCUGAUGGUGCUGGCCUCUCCGCGAUGUAUAAGCCGCGAAAGGGCCGCACGUCCGACCCAGCGGCCAAGGCACGAUCAAAGAUGAGCUACGUCUGUCUCGAGGAGCUCUUUUCGCUCGUCGCCACGCACGACGAGGAUACGCCCGGGCCGUCCAUCACCAUCCAACCACCGACCCCUCGCUGGCCGCCUCCCGCCCUCACCCUGCCUCCUCCGGCACCCGAACCGAUCAGCAGCCUCCAUGUCCGGACCGCUCGUGCCACAGCACCGUUCCUCAUACUGAGGGCCGCCCUGCCGCUGCGGGCCUUCAUUGCCGACCAGCCCCUUCGAGGCCGUAUGCCGCAGCCCCUCUCACAACGACGGGAGCUCCUUCGCCUGCUCGAGGCGCUCGUAGCCCUGCAGUCGCAGCCCGAGGCCAUUCCGGACUCGCCGAACGUGGAGUGUGAGACGAGAAAGCACCUCCUGCGGUUGUAUCCCCUGCUCGUGGCUGUCGUGCGCGUCGCUGGAGCGGCAGGUGACGAGGCCGUCUUGCAUCUCGGCACGGAAGCGUUGGAGAUUGUGGGCGGGGAGCUUGGGGGUUGA
Verticillium alfalfae VaMs.102 is the source of this 5097-nucleotide messenger RNA. RefSeq lists its product as hypothetical. Bases 1 to 5097 code for a protein of 1698 amino acids. The record is from RefSeq and is a predicted model, not a curated record. Lineage: Eukaryota; Fungi; Ascomycota; Sordariomycetes; Glomerellales; Plectosphaerellaceae. The transcript is spliced from 6 exons.